Molecule: messenger RNA, 1492 nt
Organism: Sclerotinia trifoliorum
Lineage: Eukaryota; Fungi; Ascomycota; Leotiomycetes; Helotiales; Sclerotiniaceae
Source: the annotation of a GenBank genome assembly
UCAGAUCAAGUCUUAACCUUUUAAUUUAUCGAAGAACUCUGAUUAUAUACUCCAUAAACAACACUCUGCAUCCCCAACAGAUAUUCUUCUAGCACAUCCACAUCCACAUCAUUAACCGUAUUCCAUAUCAUCAAUCACCAAUUUACACACGACCACCACCAUGAAUUCCUCCUCCGUCAAUAAUACUCCUUCUCGACCCACAGCCUCCUCCAGACCCAACAGCAAUAAAAAAGCCUCUGGAACUUCUGCUUCUGCUUCUAGUUCUAAAACCUCUACUUUCGCCCGUCUGAAACAAGAUCAGCAAGCAAGGAACAAGGAACCUGACGAUAUUGAUUACGAAGAAUCACCGUCGGAUGAUGAAUUGUCGGGAAGGAAUUAUGACUUGUAUGUGUCUUUUUUAUCUUCAUUUUUUUGAACAGAGAUAUGCUUGAUCGUUCGGUGGGAGUUUAGUGUUGGAGCAAGGGGCAUCUUGAGGGUAUGAGGAUAGAACGAGCAAUAAAUAAGAUAUGAAUGAGAAGAUGAGGAGAUAUGUUCCAAGCUAAUACAUUCGACUGAUCCCCAGAUUCGGAAAUGAAUCCUAUACCAGCCUCAUAAUACGGAGAGAAGCCAUAGCCGUACUUGAUAACCCGGAAUUAUUAAUGAUGCACGCACAAGCUAGGAAUGACGUACGUCUUCCUCCCUACCCUCUUCAAUCAAUCUAACUCCUCACAGUCUAUCCCCCAAACUCGUCUACACUUCAUCCAACUUUUAUCCGGAAACCCACCCACUCCAGCUCAAGAAAGGGAAGCUGCUGAACGCCGCCUAGCUCAGCUAAAAAGGCUCGCUAAAAAGCGUGAGUUGGCUGAUGCUGGGAUGAUUGAAAAAGAUCCGGGCUCGAGUUCGAGAAGUGGUGCUGCUACUGCCAGUUAAUUUAUUCAAUUUGGAGAUCCUCCCUUCACAUUUUUGGAAGCUAUAAAUAAAGGGGAUGAAGUGGACUCCAUAUAGUUCAGGACAAAUAAAGUGUAUGUAUGCGAAUAUGGGCUGAUGAUUUAUCUAUGAUUUAACAGGAUUCAUGGGAUCGAAUACAUCAAAAGUCAAGGCGGAACAAGCUGGAGCCGGAGUCGAUGAUAUCUGGCGAAAAUUUGACCUCAGAUUCAGACAUGGUAUUCCUCCCCCGGCGUGAGGCCACGAAAGAGUAGGAUAGGAUAAAACAGGACAGAACAGGGCAGAAGUGUACAUAAGUUUUACUUCUUCCAAGUAUUUGAUAUUCGAUUCAGGGGCUUGAUGCACAGCAUGAUUUUAGGUAGUAAGGAUAGGAUAUGACGAGAUGGAUUGCAGGUGUGAAUGUUUAACCCUGGUUGAGAGCAUAGAAGCAAAAAUACAAUCUCAUUUGAGGAAUUGGCUCUCUCUAGAUGCUGGUUUGACUGCUGCUGAUAUUGCCUUGGAUUUAUACCUUCUUUAUACCCCAUGAACGUUAUGUUCAUGGUAAGGAAUUGGGAUCAUGAAACUAGAA